AGUGUUGUUCUCUUUUGCUGUUGUGCUUCCUGCCACGUGUGGUAUCAGUGCUAUCAAAUAUGAUACCAAUGCUGCUGAGGGUGGGAGUUUUAUUGUGCAUAAGUGCUUUUGGUUUUGAGUAGCAGAAACAGUAAAAGUAUUACAAAAUUGUGAUAACUGUUCUGAAUGUGGAGGGCUUUUAAUACAAGUAUAUGGUUUUAACAUGAGUGUGUCAGAGGGGCUUGUACCUCAACACGCUGCUGCCUUGAUUUCCUGGUAAAAUGUCAGGAAAUUAAGGGGAUGGGGUGGAAACCUUCUGUGCACGGCUGUCAUACCAGAAACAGAACCAGAGGGAUGGAAAAUUUCAGUGUAAAGUAGCUGCUGUUUAGGAAAUCAGAAGUGAAACACUAUGUUUAACUCUUUAGUACACAUUUAUGAUUUACUUCAAGAUGCUGUGUCCUGUUCACAUGCUGACAAAAUCAGCAGCAGCUCUUGUUAUAGCUCCUGUAUUUUUGCUUGCCUUUGAUUAGUUCUUAUGCUGCCACUGUAUGAUGCACUGUAGUGCUAUGAUCUCAUUUCAGGCAGCUUUUCCAAGGUGUUCAGUGAUCCCCCUCCAGUGAUUACUUUUUAACUGCAUAACAUUCUCCAUCUUGUUUAUCCAGCAAAUUUCCUUCUGGAUGAAGGUAUUUCAAGUGUAGUUUCUCCUAGUGUGUAUUUGUUGAGGAACAGAAGAGGUCCUGUCCAUCCAUUCUUAUCUGACUCAUCCUGUUUUCUUUUGCUCCUAAAACAUAGACUGCAAAAUAGGAAGCAGGAAAGCCAAUGGUGUGUUUUAGUGUUGUAGAUAAGCUGCUUGCAUGCAAUUUCUUUCUUCCUUAAUAUGGACUUUGAAUCUGUUAGCAUCAUGAUACCAACCAACAUUACAUGACUUAAGAGUAAAGGUCACCAUAUGUUUUUGUUAGUCCCUGUACUCUUCUACUGUAACUGGUCAUCCUUCAGGUAAUUUACAAAAGGAGAAACCCGUGGUUGGAAACGAUUUGAUGCUUUUUCAUCUCAGAUCUUUUAAAAAGGCUUUAAGAAUUACUGCAAAUACUAAUACUGAAUUACAAGCUCACAUUUACCAGGAUAACUGUGGUUAUGAUUACUAGAACUUACAGUCCUUGAUUAUUGACUCCAGUUGAUAACAGGGUCAGUUAGUGCUAAGGGAACAGGCUCCUGCCCAGGUUUUCUGGGUUGUGAAGAUUUUUCUGUUGAGUGGUUAUAAGAAGACCUUAGACUGAGAUCAAAGAAACUGUAGAAUCUUGAAGAGGAGCUAACUGUAAUUGAAAAGGCUGUGUUGAUGGGUGAAGCCUUCUGUGUUUGUGCAUGCUAUUUUAUAUCUCCCUUAUCUAAGUUCGUGCUUAGUCUUGGUAUCAUAUUAGGAGUGCAAACUCCAGUCUGACAGACAAGCUACUGAAGUCUUUUUUUAGCUUGUGUAAACUGCAGGUAAAAUGUGGUAUCUUUGCUGCAUCAGGAAUUUCAGAUGUCACUAUGUUCAGAGCUACAUGCUUUUUUACUUCUUUGGUUUUUUUCAUUCUAGGCAGAAAAAAUGGAAUAGACCACACAAAGCAGCAUGUGAAGUUCACCUUUAUGCAAGAUGUAAUUUGGAGGACCAAGUACACUUCUUCAGGCCAUGGGAGACGAAAUACUGAGCACAUGAUAGUUUUGUUUCAUCCAAGUGCUGUUCUGUGCUGAGUCAAUGUUGGUUUGUAUUAAGGACAAGUACUGAUUUCUUCAGGUCAGCAUGUCGACUGUGACGAGUGCUCAGACACCAGAGGAACCUAAUCCUCCUCCCCUUGAAGAAAAGCCAAAGGGAAAAUCACUGUUUCAAUUGGGUUCGCUCUUUGCUAACAGGAGUGAGAAGUUUGUAAUUGCUAGGAGUGACAGUGUGCCAGAGGAGAACGUGCUGAAAAUAACCAUCACAGAGACCACGGUCAUUGAGUCGGACUUGGGCAUCUGGAAUUCUCAUGCUCUCAUCUACCUCACUUUGUGGUUUUUCUUCAGCUUUUGCACCCUUUUUCUUAACAAAUACAUUCUUUCAUUACUGGAAGGAGAGCCCAGCAUGCUAGGUGCUGUUCAGAUGCUUUCAACCACCUUCAUCGGCUGUAUCAAAAUGUUUGUUCCAUGCUGCUUAUAUCAACACAAAACACGCAUCUCUUAUCCACCCAAUUUCAUCAUGAUAAUGCUGUUUGUUGGAUUAAUGAGAUUUGCAACGGUUGUCUUGGGUCUUGUCAGCUUGAAAAAUGUGGCAGUUUCAUUUGCAGAAACUGUGAAAAGCUCUGCACCUAUUUUUACUGUUAUCAUGUCUCGGAUGAUACUGGGGGAAUACACUGGAUUGCUGGUUAAUCUCUCCCUGAUUCCUGUUAUGGGUGGGCUAGCUCUGUGUACAGCUACUGAAAUCAGUUUCAACAUUCUAGGUUUCUCGGCAGCUUUAUCUACUAAUAUCAUGGACUGUUUGCAGAAUGUCUUUUCCAAAAAACUACUCAGUGGAGAUAAAUACAGAUUUUCAGCCCCAGAGCUUCAGUUCUACACAAGUGCUGCUGCAGUGGUUAUGCUUAUUCCAGCCUGGAUAUUUUUCAUGGAUGUGCCUGUGAUUGGGAAAAGUGGGAGGAGUUUCAGCUACAACCAAGAUAUUGUCAUACUUCUCUUAAUAGAUGGCGUCUUGUUCCACCUACAAAGUGUUACAGCCUAUGCCCUGAUGGGAAAGAUUUCUCCUGUGACUUUCAGUGUUGCCAGUACUGUGAAGCAUGCACUGUCGAUCUGGCUAAGUAUUAUUGUGUUUGGUAACAAAAUCACAAGCCUCUCAGCCAUUGGGACUGUUCUAGUGAUAAUUGGAGUUCUACUAUAUAACAAGGCAAAGCAGCAUCAGCAAGAGACUAUACACAGCCUGGCAGCUGCAGCCCCACAGUCGGCACAAAGUACAGCUGAAGAUACUGAGCCACUGAUUUCCAAGGAUUUGGAACCGUAUGAUUAAUGUGGCCGUUCAUUCUUUCAACCUAGCAUAACUCAGAAGAAGGAACUCUUUCUGAAAGUGGUUGUUUCUUCAACUGUUGAUGCUGAUUCAGUACCUUUGAGUUCAUGGCAGGUCAAGCCUGGGACUUGAAGCAGAGAGAAAACAAUGGGAAGAAUGCAGUAAACCUGGAUAUACUGAGAAACUGGUGGACCAAACAGAGGACCUAAUGUCAUAUAACGUGGUAAAUGUGGGCUUUAUUGUCUGUCUUUGACUGCAAGUAACGUACAAGCCUUUAUUAAAGAAAGAACUUCAGUGUCUUGUGGGAAAACCAUUCCUUUCUCCCUCCUCAUCAAAAUACUGUGAAAACAUAGACCCAUCACUGUAAUUUACUUGCAGUGGAAUGAGCUCGGUACAAAACUGAUAUUCCUAGUUGGGUGUUACUGUACUUUGCCUGCACCCUCCGUCAUCUGUGUACGUCAUAGAGCUGGAAGAAGGAAGCUCCUACUCUCCCAGCAAGUGACUUAUUCUGGUAUACAUUUAGUUGAAGGGAACUCAGGCAAUGAGUCCAUGCCCCAAAGCAGUGACGAGCAGCUAUUUCUGACCACAAAGCUAGGAAUGAAAAGUGAUUUUUCUACUGAACUAUAACAUGGAAAUAUUGCAUCCUGGUUGCAUUGACAAUAUUGAAAUGCAAGUGUACACACCUAUACCUACACUGUAUAAAUGGAAUGUGGAAUAUCUGCAGUUGCUUAGAGGUAAAAAACACUGAAAAAUUGUGGUGACAAAGGAAAAAGGAUCUCUGCAUUUCCACAAGAAACCAUUUUACUAUUUUAAUUUCUUGCAUUUUAUUGUGUAUUUCUGUUAUGAGGAAAUAUCUUGGUAUUAUUUCUAAAAGUGCAACAAAAUGCUGCCUUUUAGAAACUCAGGGUUAUAAUUGUCACCUAUGUGCGAAGUAUUUCUGUCAUUUGUGCUUAUGUAAAGAAGCUCAGAGCUAUCUGUGACAGAGAUGCAAGAGGGGUCAUGAAAGGGAGGAACAUUAACCAUAAACUGAGGCUGAUCUUAGUUUCUACUGCUCUUAAGUUUUCUUUUUGAAGGAAAUUCUGUUUUGUGGUAGAUUAAAGUUUAACUUUUCAGUAAAAAAACCCUUAAGUAUUAGCAAUUAGGUCUGGAAAAAAAAAAAAGCACAAAACCAGUCAAAUGGACUUUUUUGGUGACAAAACUAACAACUAAAAUGACCUGGUUCUUAGUAAUUGCCACUCUUCUGACUGCAACGUGGAGUUAGAAGCAUGGAUAAAAUGGUCUUUAUGGUAAAAACAAUUUCUAAGGGGAAGUUACCACUGGAGUUCCUGCAAAGUCUGAAGCUCAAGCUUAACAUUUCCACAUGUGAAACGUUGUUAGCUGUAGCAAGCUGUUCCUGUGGAGCAGAAAUGUGUUCCUAGAGUCUGAAGAAGCCUGUGUUCAAUAUUGUGUGCUUGUUUUGUCUUAGCCUACUUCAGGUCACAUUCCUAUAGGUGACUGGUUCCCUGGGGCAUAUCCCUGGAGAUGUAAGCGGGAGUGAGAUGUCAGAUGUUUUUCAUCACUGUGUAUGUGAUGCCUGUGGAUAUUUUGUUUCUUUCUAUUCCUGUCCCUUCAGUAAAAGCCCUGGACUGUGCGGUGGAGCUCUGUGGUUUGUCUUGUAGUUAGGCUUUCAAAACUCUCACUGUAGUUAGCAGAAAACAGAGGGGUUUGCAUCAGGUUCCUCCUCUUGCUGAAAGUGAAACAGAGGUGGUUUCCGGGUUGCCCUGCUCCAUUCUCAUGUAAACCCCUUCACCAACGGAUGGAGCUUCAUUUUGAAAGCUCACAGGCUUUUGCCUUUCCUAUUGUGGAGAACUUUGUGUGACCCUAGCAGCUGAGAGGAUUUUAACUUGUUAUUUCUGACACAUGUCCAAGCUAUUAGUGGCUGGUUGAGCCCCACCUGUUCUGUGGCAGCACAGUAAUCCUCUUUCACGUGGAGUUUGUUUGCACAGGGUUGAUCUUAUGUACUUUUCUAUGCAGUAUCAUUGGUCUUUAUUAGAUUAAACAAACCAACCUCUUCAUUGUC
Molecule: messenger RNA, 5045 nt
Organism: Neopsephotus bourkii (Bourke's parrot)
Lineage: Eukaryota; Metazoa; Chordata; Aves; Psittaciformes; Psittacidae
Gene: SLC35E2B
Product: solute carrier family 35 member E2B
Exons: 8
Coding region: 1760-2989 (409 amino acids)
Cellular component (GO): Golgi apparatus
Molecular function (GO): antiporter activity
Source: RefSeq, a predicted model, not a curated record